Caenorhabditis briggsae is the source of this 228-nucleotide messenger RNA. Bases 1 to 228 code for a protein of 75 amino acids. The transcript is spliced from 3 exons. NCBI's taxonomy places the organism in Eukaryota, Metazoa, Nematoda, Chromadorea, Rhabditida, Rhabditidae. The record is from RefSeq and is a predicted model, not a curated record.
AUGAAGACGAAGAGGAAGAGGUCCGAAUUCGGAUGGCUCUUUGGGCUGAAACUUGAUCAAUUGGAUGCUUGGGAUGGUGGUGGUGUCGUGUGUGAAAAAGCAAGAAGAAGAAGGAAAAGCAGAAUAAGAAUAAGAAGAAAAAAAGGAAGAAAAAAGGAAGAGGAGCCGAAAAGAUAUGCGACUGAGAUUGUCGCCGGAGGAGCAAGCGAGAAAAGAGCAAUGAGAUGA